UUCAGCAGAGACCCCAAAGACGUGCCCAUGGCUGCCCGCUGUUGGUGCCCGCCCUUGGUGCUGAUCUCCCUGCUGCUGCUGGCCCCUCGUGCGGCCUCCAGCGUGUGCGGGACAGGCACGGCCAAUGAGUGCAAAGCUGCGACCCCGAUGCCGGGGGUGGAGAAGGUGGGCGAGGGCUUUGACGUGGUCCACAUGCGUGGGACGGGCACCUGGGUGGUGGACACCCGGUCCUGGCAGUUGCGGGGUGGGGGCUGCACACUGUGCCACAACGAUCAGCUGGGGGGCAAGCGUCAGCGGCUGCCCCAAGCCGUGGAACACUGGCAGUCGGCGACGGACUGUCGGCGUCACCUGUCCGGCCAGACCUACGAUUCAGCGGAGGAGGUAAGCAAGUCGGAGAGCAGCGGGCUGGACAGCAGCUGGAGCUCCCACCUGGACGUAGAGCACAAGGAUAUGUCUGCCGCGGUCUCUGCUGCCGGCUCGCUCUCCCAGCAGGCCGAAUUUGCCCGGCAGAAAGCCUCCAGCGACCGAUACAGUUUCAGCCGCCUGUCCUUCAGCUGCCGCCUGUACAAGGCACGACUGGGCCACCAGCCACCGCUGCACCCGCACCUGCAGAAGCGUCUGCACAACCUGCCCCGUACCGGUGGCACCAGCGAAGCCAACCUCCUCUACAGCGACUUUCUGCACACCUUUGGCACCCACUAUGUGGUGGCCGUGGAUCUGGGCGGCUCCUACACUGACCUCACCGCCCUCCGCACCUGCCAGAUCGCCCUCAACGGGCAAACCCUGGAGGAGGUGAAAGACUGCCUGGAGGCGGAGGUGCAGCUGAAGAUGGCGGGCAAGGUGGACUCUGGCGCCAAGUGGCAACAAUGCCGCCAAGACCGCAGCAAGAUGGAGGGCAAGCUGACCUUCCACCAGACCUAUAGCGAACGCCUCACGACGGUGACGGGCGGCAGCCUUGGCAGCAUGGACAACCUCUUCAACCCCUCUUCCUCCUCUGACUCCUUCUACUUCUACUCCAACUCCUCCCUCUCUACCUCCUCCCCCUCCUCUGAUUCCUUCUCCUCGUCCCCCUCCUCAGACGAGUCCAUCUCGCCUUCUCCCUCCAUCUCCUCCUCCUUCCUCUCCUUCUUCUUGCCGUCCUCCAUCUCCAACCCCCCCUCCAAAGACUCCUUACCUUCCUCCGAUGACUCUUCUGACUCAGACUCCCCCUCCAACUCCAAACAUUCCUCCUCUAACUCCCUCCCCUCCUCCUCCAACAACUCCCUACCUUUCUCCGACUCCUUCUUCGCCUCCUCUUCCCCCGGCGGCUCUUCGGCCUACACCUCCUGGCUGUCCUCGCUGCCCGCGCACCCUGGGGUGCUGCACCGCAAACUGGAGCCGCUCCACCUGCUCCUGCCCUCCAACGACCCGCGGCGGGGCCUGCUGAAGGCGGCCAUCAGCCGCCACAUCCUGAAGGCGGGAGAGAAGGCGAUGAUGAAUCAAUGCCGCGGGGUCGGGACCGAGCCGUGCCCGGCGGGCGGCAAACCUGACCCGAGUAGGCCCUGCAGCUGCCGUUGCCAGGGGCAACCGGGGGUGAGCGCCGACUGCUGCCCCCGCCGGCGGCGCUGGGGGGCGCUGCAGGUGGAGGUCCAGCGGGCUCGCGGGCUGUGGGGCGACCACUUUACGCGGACGGACGCCUAUGUGCGCCUGCGCGUGGGCCCGGCGGGAGCCACCGCGUCCACCGCCGUCGUGUGGAACAACAACAACCCCGUGUGGGGCGUCACUCUGCACCUGGGCCAGGUGAGUCUGGUCCACGGCCCCCACGGCGACACCGUGCUCACCGUCCAGGUGUGGGACCGCGACAGCGGCUGGGACGACGACCUGCUCGGCUCGUGCCAGGAGGUGGCGGCUGAUGGCCGCCUUCAGCAGACCCCGCCGCGGGUCGUUGGAGGGCAGGAGCAGGUGGAGCGGCUCCAGUUUGCGGUGCAGCACCCCAGGGUGCGCGGGCAGCGAGGACAGCCAGGAGGUGUAGGCCGAAGAGCCGCCGGGGGAAGAGGAGGCGAAGAAGGAGUCGGAGAAAGGAGAGGUGUCGGAAGACUGGCGGGUGGCAAAUUUGUGCCUCUUUUCAAGAAGUGCUGCUGGGAAAAUGCCUGGAACUAUAGGCCGAAAAAUCCCAGCUGAGAGGAAGGCAGCAAAUUACUGAAAAUAUUGAGGGUGAAAAUGACUUCAGGACAGUUUGUAGAGAAAAUAAAAGAAAUGGUAACAGAAUACUUAUACGGCUGACAUGAAGACUACACAUGAUUAGUAGCAAAGAUCCCGAGUUACUCCAGCCUUUUGUGUCUGUCUUCAGUAUAAACCAGCAUCUGAAGUUCCUCCCUGUACAAGCCGGCCUCCCUCAUCGCCACCCCCUGCAGGGUGUGGGCCGGGUCGGAUUGGAUAGGGGCGAGCGGUGGCUCAUCGCCAAGCGCCUCGGUUGCUGAGGAAGCAACAAUUCUCACGGAGGCCGAGCAUCAAACUCAACCCAACGUUGUUAACUUGGAAAAGGCACAGAGAAGAUUUGUGAGGAUGUCGCCAGGACUUAGACAUAGACAACAGGUGCAGGAGGAGAGGCCACUCGGCCCUUCGAGCCAGCACCAUUCGCCAUUCAAUAUGAUCAUGGCUGAUCAUCCAACUCAGUAUCCCGUACCUGCCUUCUCUCCAUACCCCCUGAUCCCCUUAGCCACAAGGGCCACAUCUAACUCCCUCUUAAAUAUAGCCAAUGAACUGUGUGGCCUCAACUACCUUCUGUGGCAGAGAAUUCCACAGAUUCACCACUCUCUGUGUGAAAAAUGUUUUUCUCAUCUCGGUUUUAAAGGAUUUCCCCCUUAUCCUUAAGCUGUGACCCCUUGUCCUGGACUUCCCCAACAUCGGGAACAAUCUUCC
Leucoraja erinaceus (little skate) is the source of this 2901-nucleotide messenger RNA. Its product is annotated as perforin-1-like. The transcript has 8 exons. NCBI's taxonomy places the organism in Eukaryota, Metazoa, Chordata, Chondrichthyes, Rajiformes, Rajidae. The record is from RefSeq and is a predicted model, not a curated record. The coding region runs from base 28 to 2160 and encodes 710 amino acids.